Nymphaea colorata (pocket water lily) is the source of this 1897-nucleotide messenger RNA. Its product is annotated as protein disulfide isomerase-like 5-4. NCBI's taxonomy places the organism in Eukaryota, Viridiplantae, Streptophyta, Magnoliopsida, Nymphaeales, Nymphaeaceae. Gene Ontology annotation, cellular component: endoplasmic reticulum; COPII-coated ER to Golgi transport vesicle. The record is from RefSeq and is a predicted model, not a curated record. The transcript has 15 exons. The coding region runs from base 159 to 1616 and encodes 485 amino acids.
UGGGAGAACAGGAGGUAAGAGAAAACGUAAAUGCUGCUCUCCGUGCAACAGCCGGAGCAGCUUGAGCACCUCUCUCUGAACUAGAUUCCGUGAAGCGUUCGCGGAAAAGAAAGAGGAGCAAGGAGACGAAUAGCGAAGAUCGCUGACAGUCCUUCACCAUGAUCUCCGCCGGCAAGCUCAAAUCCGUCGACUUCUAUAGGAAAAUUCCGAGAGACUUAACAGAGGCAUCAUUGUCAGGUGCAGGAUUGUCCAUCAUUGCAGCACUUUCCAUGGUUUUUUUGUUUGGAAUGGAACUAAGCAACUAUAUGGCAGUACGCACGACCACAACUGUUGUUGUUGAUAGGAGCAUGGACGGGGAUUUCUUACGCAUUGAGUUCAACAUGAGCUUUCCUGCUUUAUCUUGUGAAUUUGCCUCUGUUGAUGUAAGCGACGUGUUGGGCACAAACAGGUUAAACAUCACAAAGACUGUCCGAAAAUUUACAAUUGACCGUAACCUAAAGGCAACAGGCUCUGAGUUUCAUUCUGGUCCUAUCCCUGAUAUCCUGAACCAUGGUGAUGAUGUUGAGGAAGACUUUGGUGAAGGGGCACCUUCUGUGAACUCAGUUGCCUUUGACAAAUUUGUGCACCAGUACCCAAUUUUGGUCAUUAACUUUUUCGCCCCAUGGUGUUACUGGAGCAGCCGCUUGAAACCAUCAUGGGAGAAAGCAGCUAAAAUAAUGAGAGAGAAGUAUGACCCUGAAGCAGAUGGAAGGAUACUCUUGGCCAAGGUUGAUUGCACAAUGGAGGUGGAUUUGUGUAGAAGGCAUCAUAUACAGGGCUAUCCAUCCAUCAGGAUCUUCCGUAAAGGAACUGAUGUCAAGGAAGAUCAUGGACAUCAUGAACAUGAGUCAUACUAUGGCGAUCGUGACACAGAUAGUCUUGUCCAGGCAAUGGAAGCCUUGGUUGCCCCAAUUCCAAAGGAAUCUAACAAACUUGCAUUGGAGGAUAAGUCCAAUGGGACCAUAAAUGCAGUAAAGCGCCCUGCACCUUCAGCUGCAGGCUGCAGAAUUGAGGGUUUUGUGCGUGUUAAGAAGGUUCCAGGCAACCUUGUCAUAUCAGCUCAUUCAGGAGCACACUCAUUUGACGCAUCCCUUAUGAAUAUGUCUCAUGUUGUCAACCAUUUCUCAUUUGGAAAGAGACUUUCUGCAAGAAUGCUGCAUGAAGUGAAGCGCCUUACACCAUAUCUUGGUGGAAGUACUGACCGUUUAACAGGAACAGCUUAUAUAACCAGACAAGGAGAUGAAAAUGCUAAUGUUACUAUUGAACACUACCUUCAGAUAGUUAAGACUGAAGUUGUAUCAAGAAAGGCUAGUCAGGAAUUUAAAUUGCUUGAGGAGUAUGAAUACACUGCACACAGCAGUUUGGUGCAUAGUCACCACAUUCCUGUUGCUAAGUUCCACUUUGAGCUCUCUCCGAUGCAGGUAUUGGUGACAGAAGUGACUAGAUCUUUUUCUCACUUCAUAACAAAUGUCUGUGCCAUCAUUGGUGGUGUUUUCACGGUUGCUGGAAUAUUGGAUUCCAUCCUUCACAACACAAUGCGAUUGAUGAAGAAAGUAGAACUAGGCAAACACAUGUGAUAGGAAACUGUGUUGCUCAAGGAGGUGCCAAUUUUGCUCAAUUACACCUUCCGCAUAGGCCUCUGAAAUUUUUAGGUGCUCUAUAUUGUUCAUUCUUUCCCUUCUGUAACCUGAGAAUGUAAUAGUGAUAGGUCACUUUGGCGCCGUCAGAAAGUUAAUUUUGUUUCAGUUUCAUUAUUGAUUUAGGAUUGUAGAAAAGAUGUCUAAACCACCAUUGUUGUACUUUGCAAAUAAUAGCAAAUGGUGAAACCGCGCUAGCUUGGUCCAUGCAAAUUAAUCAA